This is a messenger RNA of Fusarium proliferatum ET1, 1104 nucleotides long. RefSeq names its product putative Phosphotransferase enzyme family domain protein. The transcript has 3 exons. The record is from RefSeq and is a predicted model, not a curated record. Bases 1 to 1104 code for a protein of 367 amino acids. NCBI's taxonomy places the organism in Eukaryota, Fungi, Ascomycota, Sordariomycetes, Hypocreales, Nectriaceae.
AUGGCUGGUAGAAUUCGACAGCCGGUCGAUGAGGCUGCGCUUGAGAAAUACAUUUCUGAGCAUGUUCCGACCAUCAAGACACCGAUUGAUCUCAAACAGUUUGGUUUCGGCCAAUCCAAUCCUACAUACCAGAUUACUGCUUCAGAUGGCCAACGCUUUGUGAUGCGCAAGAAGCCACCUGGAAAGCUCCUUUCCAAGACAGCUCACAAAGUAGAGCGUGAAUACCGCAUCAUGCAUGCUCUGGAGGACACUGAUGUUGCUGUACCCAAAGCGUACUGUCUAUGCGAGGAUGACUCUGUUAUUGGCACGCCGUUCUAUAUCAUGGAGUUUCUCGAUGGACGUAUCUUUGAAGACUUUACCAUGCCAGGCGUACAGCCCGCCGAUCGUGAGGCUAUGUGGCGCGAUGCCGUGAUGACAUUGGCACGGUUCCAUGCAGUUGACUACAAAAAGGUCGGCCUAGAGAAGUUUGGCAAACCAUCGGGUUUCUAUUCGCGACAGAUCAACACGUGGGUAACUAUCUGUGGUAGCCAGGAGAAGGCCGUCGACAUUGAGACCAAGGAACCUGUCGGGAAGCUCCCUCACUUUGAGGAAACGGUUCGCUUCUUCAAGAACGAGCGUCUGCAGCCCAAGGACCGGGCAACGCUGGUACAUGGGGAUUAUAAAAUUGACAAUUUGGUAUUUCACAAGACUGAACCAAGGGUCAUCGGAAUCUUGGACUGGGAGAUGUCUACUGUUGGCCACCCGCUCUCCGACAUUUGCAACUUUCUUAUAAACUUCUACUCGGCCAAAUCCCCUGGUGCGACUCCUUAUGAUGUAUCCGGAUUCCUCCCUGGCAAGACGCCUGGUCUUCCACAACCAGGCAAGAUCCUGGAGUGGUACACAGAGGAGAGUGGAUACGAUCCCCGGUCAGAGGUUCCAUGGGGAAUGUCGUUCAGCAUCUGGAAGCUGGCUGGAGUUUGUCAAGGAAUUGCGGCGCGAUAUGCGCUCAGACAGGCGAGCAGCGAGAAAGCGAAACACUUCGCUGUGACGAGGGGUUCUUUGGCAAAGUUCGCUUGGGCAUUGGCUAAAGAGGCUGGUGCGGAUGAGACUGGGACGAAACUGUAG